This is a messenger RNA of Rhineura floridana, 4579 nucleotides long. Its product is annotated as ubiquitin carboxyl-terminal hydrolase CYLD-like. The coding region runs from base 185 to 2551 and encodes 788 amino acids. Lineage: Eukaryota; Metazoa; Chordata; Lepidosauria; Squamata; Rhineuridae. Gene Ontology annotation, biological process: protein K63-linked deubiquitination. Gene Ontology annotation, cellular component: cytosol. The transcript has 15 exons. The record is from RefSeq and is a predicted model, not a curated record. Gene Ontology annotation, molecular function: cysteine-type deubiquitinase activity; K63-linked deubiquitinase activity.
CGGCUGGGAGUGCCCUGACUGUAGACAGGCCUGAGGGAAGCGGAAGUGGGAAACUUUCUGCUGUCGGUCCUCUGGCUGUUCGGUCCCUGUAUGGCAUUUCCUCAGGGUAAAGGAGACCUCUUUAGCGCCGGCUGUUCCCGGCGCUCUGCCCAAGCGGAGAGAGAAGGUUUGAAGGGGCGCUAAGAUGAAUACUGCAAUCAUGAUCUCCUCCCACCAGCUUUCCCCAGGGGAUAAGAACAUGUAUUAUAUCCUGACUGAAGACUAUCCUUAUGGCAGCAAGUUGUUUCACGCAGGAAAUAUAUGCUACCUGAAUGAACAGACAUACCUGCGGUACAUUAGCAUGUCAUCCACUCGCUUCUGGAGAUUUGUCAUGGAAGAGGAUGGUUCUGUGGUCACCAUGGAUAUUGAAAUUCCGCAGCUUCUGAGUGAUAAGAUGGCUAACUACCUUUCAGCCAUCAGCAAUGUUCAUGAACGGUUGAACUGUUUUCUGGUCAGGCAUGUUCUAGAUGCUGCUAUGAAGGCCAGAUGCAGCCAGCAGGUCUUUGUAGAACUGGACCAUCAGACUUUCCCUGGUACCAUCUGCUACAUUGGGAAGCUUCAUAAGAGCUCUUUGCUAUCUGGGCUAUGUCCAAUUUACUUUGGAGUAGAGUUGCAGGGUGAUGGCGAAGGCAAAGGCCACUGUGAUGGUACCUAUAAUGGAACACAGUACUUCAAGUGUAAAAAGGACUGUGGCCUUUUUCUGCCAUGUAACAAACUGCAGUUUGUAUCAGAACCAGAGAACGACAAAGUGAAGCAAGAGGCAAACCUGGAUGCGGUUGGGGCAAUGCCAGUGAAAGUGGGAGAUACCCUUGGUUUCUAUUUGGAUGAUGCCUUAAUGCGAGGUAUAGCAAUGGAUGUAUUCAAGGAGGGAAGCACCUGGAUGGUUAAAGUAUGUCCGGAGGAGGAAGGCUCAGUAGACGUUUUCCGUGUUAUCCCCAUGGACUCUGUGGUGAAAGAGGAGCUGCUUCCUCCAGCAUUUGAAGUAGUCCCUGAUUCUGGGCUCCAGGACCAGUUUAAACGUAAGAGAAGUGAGAGUGCAGAAGACGUGGAAAGCAGCAAGCCACCUUCCCUUGAAGUGAACUCUGUGGUACGGAUCAACUUAGGCAAGGGAAACUCAGUCACGGGAACCAUCUGUUGGAUUGGCUGCCUGCCUGAAGCUCAGCAGAAAAUGGCUGGAGUUGAGCUGGAUGAAGAUAAAGGUGUUUCAGAUGGCGAGUUGCAGGGGGUCCGCUACUUCAGUUGCCAGCCAAAACGCGGCCUCUUUGUAAGGCUGGAGUCAUGCCAGCCAGAUAUGCGCUUCCAGUGCAACAGCCACAUCUCUCCAGAGUCCACUGAGUUGAAUGGACAGGAUUCCCCUGCGGUACUAAGCAAUUCGCCUCCUCUCAGGAAUGAUGUGGCUGUAAAUGUCCUACAAGGACGGAUGAGAGGAAUCCAGGGCCACUGCAACUCCUGCUACAUGGAUGCUGCGCUUUUCAGCCUCUUCUCCUGCACCUCUGUCUUGGAUUCCAUGCUCUUCAAGCCUUCCCUCCCACCUGAUGUGCACGUUCAGAAGAUCCUCCGGGACAAGAUAGUCAACCCUCUUAGGCAGAAAGGUUUUGUUGCUGCAAGCAAUGUGAUGGACCUCCGACACCAGUUGACUGAGAAGGGGGAGUGUUCCAGUUUUGCCACUUCUGAGAAAGACCCUGAGGAGUUUCUUAAUCUCAUUAUGCAUCGCAUCCUUGGGAUAGAGCCACUUCUCAAACUCCAGUCUGGAAGGCUGAAGGAGCAAGAGUCCUACUGCUACCAGAUAUUUAUGGACAAGCAGGAGGACUUGGUGGUGCCCAAUGUACAGCAGCUGGUGGAACAUUCCUUCCUCUCAUCUGACCUCAAGCUGGUGGAGAUUCCAUCCUGCUUUAUCCUUCAAAUGCCCCGUUUUGGGAAGGAAUACAAAAUGUUCAGCAAGAUCAUUCCCUCCUUGGAGCUGGACAUCACGGAUCUGCUGCUGGAUAGCCCCAGGGAGUGCUUUGUGUGUGGAGAUGUUGCCACUCAAGAAUGCUCAGCAUGCUUUAAAGACAAGAUGUUUGCAGACACGGGACUGAAGCAGUAUUGCGAUUCUUGUUGCACUCAGGCUCACUCUCAUUACCAGCGAAAAGCCCAUCAGCUAACCAAGCUGCACAUCCCUCAGGAGUUCUGCCGGGGGAGCCAUCUUGGCAGCCGGCGGGUGCCUCGGGAGAGACUGGAGCUCUUUGCUGUUCUCUGCAUUGAAACCAGUCACUAUGUCUCCUUUGUGAAAUAUGGACCAGAAAAGGAGAACUGGAUGUUUUUUGACAGCAUGGCAGACAGGCAUGGUGAUGAGAACGGCUUCAACAUUCCUACUGUGACACUGUGCCCAGAGGUUGCCAAGUACCUGGAGAUGCCGGUAGCCACCUUGGCCAUGGAACAGCCCCGAGACAUGGAAGGAGUAGCCAAGCGCCUCUUCUGUGAUGCCUACAUGUACAUGUAUCAGAGCAAGAAAAUGGCACUGUAUAAAUGACUGCAGACCUGCUUUAUGCCGCCAGCAACGGAACCAAGAUGAAAGGGGCUCUCGAGCUUUCCCCUGCACUGUUCUCUUCCAAAACAGCUCCCAUGCUGUUUACAUAAUUGCCUCGGGGGUACGAAACCAAUGAAUCGUGUGUGUGUGUAUAUAUGUAUGUGUGUGUAUAUAUAUAUAUAUAUAUAUAUAUAUAUAUAUAUAUAUAGCUUAGGGCGGGUGAUUCUGCAAAUCCAGACUUGUCAGAAAUGUGGGAAUAGUAUUAGCGGAACAGCUUCCCCUACCUCACGCUCUCAGUUCUCAUACUGCAUUCAGUAUACCUCCCCAGAUGUUCUUGGCACUGCUGGCCCAACCUUCCUUUGGGCAACACCUCAACUGGUGUUUGCAAAUCCAGAGCUCUACGAGAAUUCCUUCUCCUUGGCCACGAGGUAGGGAUUAAAUGUCUCAGGCAAAUAAAUCUUCCUGCAAUAAAUUCUGGGUUUGACCUGGAAUCCCAAAGGACCAGCAAUAGCUACUCUACUGCACACCGUGUUGUUUGUUCCUUGGUCCUCUGGCAUCUGUGAGGACUCUGUACACGCGACUGGCACUUUUUAAUUUUUACAGCCCCACAUUUUUGAUGAUAAUUGGGGCUUCAGACUAAAGCGUCUCAACAUUGAUGUGUCUCAGGCAGGACAUGUACUUGGAAUAAAUUCCUUUAUUCCCUCCUUUGCCCUAGUAAUGGUUUAAGGAGAAAACUGCCAAAGUGCAUGGAGGUGGUCCUUGCAUCUUCUGCUUCAGUCUUUUCAUUUUCAUAAGGAAAUGCGGCAACCAAGACAGUGGUGUAUCAUCAUCCACCCCAGAGCAGCAGGUGCCCAGAUCUAGUGACUCCUCAGAGUGGCCUGGCCUAGCUUACUGUUAAUUCAACAGUGCUGUUGUUAACCCCCUAUAUGAGCCCUCCUUUUUGGAACACUGCUGAACUAAAACAGUAAUCGGUUACACUCUUGUUCCUCCUGUGCAAGUACUUGUCCCUGAUUCAAACUUGCCUCAGGUGGCCUGAUUUCCUGUGAUGUUUCCUAGAAACAUGGUCUUGUGGCCUUGCCAUCUCCUGUUUAAUUCUAUGCUUUUUUAUUUAUUUUUUACAGUCCAUCCCCCGUGCAUUGGGCUGAUCUUUUCUUUCUCUCAGUUGACCUAUAUUCUCAGGUUCCAUCUCUAAAUGGCUUGGUGUUUCAGGCAUUCUCCCAAGUGUAUUAAGCUACCAAAACAAAAGCAAGAAAAAAACUUUCUUUUGCAUAAGACUAGGCUUUAUCUGCAUUCUCUGUGGAUUUUAUAAUUUUCCUUUUCUGUCUAGUAAAUACUGUGCAAUAAACUGUUGGCAGGGAGAGGGCAAAUGUGCUUUACAUGUAUAACCAGUGUUUGUGCCAGAUCUAGCUCUUUAAUUGGAUUUUACUGCUUUGUUUUUCUAAACCACCUUGGACAUUACCCGUUUCUACCGAGAUGUCCCGUUCUGCAGCCUGAAAUUAUGAGGUGUCACAUUACUUUUGAAAAAGACAGUGCUGCUUUGGGAGAGAACCUUGUCUGACAAAGAAAUCAAAGAGGUUUCUCAGGAUUCAUCUUUGUGUAGGCUUCUAGAAGUAAUUGUGACAAAUUAAUUUAUCCAAGUUGUUCAUUUUUAUCUAGGAGUAAGACAGGGCUUAUCUUGUGACAGCUGCAUUUCACUUCAUGGAGGCCUUGCUUGAGAAGACCAUCUGUGGAGAUUCUGCUUGCUUGGAAUAAUCUUUCUAGUCCAUUCUGUGGCAGAUCAGAUGUGUAAUUGUUGUUCCACUUCUGUGUAAUAUCUAGUCUUUGCCAGUUUGAUCAGCAAGUGUCUUUCUGCAUUAAUUGAAAAUUAAUGGAAUCUGUUGGUGACUUUUUCUUUAGCUGUUUUCUGUAACUUACUGCGGCUGGAUCCAGUUCUCCACCCUGCCUUAAAACAAUCUCAGGAGAAGACAUUUUUGUAUGCAGCAAUGUCAAUCUUUUUGUAAAGUAUGUCUUCCAAUAGAGCCUUCUUUUUGA